GUCAUUCUGCCAUUUCCUACCAAGGUUGGAGGGAGUUGUACACAUGCUGCUCCCAGUUUAAGUGGUAUUCAGGGGUGGACUGACAACUCAUGGGGCCCCCGGGCAAUAGGGGAUCAUGGGGCCCCUGUGUCCUUGCCCAAACUCAAAAAAGCCUAUGAAAAAGGUACCAGGGGCAUCUCAUGGUGCCCCCUACUGAACCCGGGCCCUUGGGCAGUGCCCGAGUUUCCAAAUGUUCAGUCCGCCCUGGUGGUAAUGUAAU
Molecule: messenger RNA, 259 nt
Organism: Staurois parvus
Lineage: Eukaryota; Metazoa; Chordata; Amphibia; Anura; Ranidae
Source: the annotation of a GenBank genome assembly